Messenger RNA from Cydia fagiglandana, 1206 nucleotides. RefSeq names its product zinc finger protein 239-like. The transcript is spliced from 3 exons. Lineage: Eukaryota; Metazoa; Arthropoda; Insecta; Lepidoptera; Tortricidae. The record is from RefSeq and is a predicted model, not a curated record. The coding region runs from base 1 to 1149 and encodes 382 amino acids. Gene Ontology annotation, cellular component: nucleus. Gene Ontology annotation, biological process: regulation of gene expression.
AUGGAGGCAAGUGUCAGCGUGCCGCGUCAAGUAAAAGAGGAGCCAGAAUGGCACAGCGCGGAAGACGAGGUGUCUCCGAGUGUAAUACUGUUACCAGAACAUAUGCGAGUGAAGGUGGAGGUGGAGUUUGAAGAGCCCCCGCCGGAGCCCCCGGGCUCCAUGAGCGCCGCGCUGCAGCCCCCGCCGCCGCUUGCUGCUUUAAGUGACACGUUAACGACGCAGAAUCCGCAACACCUACCCGCUUUCCUCGCCUCCAUGCCGUGUCCUCCUCUCGUGCCGCUUAGCAAGCCCCGCUCCGCGCCGCAACCACAAGCGGGCCACACCGGAGCGACGGAUAAACAACACACGGGCGACACAAAUAAUUACGUCUGUGACGCAUGCGGGAAAACGUAUCAACAGAAAUACCUACUAAUCCGACAUCUUCAACUGCACCUCAAAUCUAAAAUAGAUAUAAAAAUAAAUAGAAAAAAAUACGACUGCGGUACUUGUGGACUACAAUUCUUAAACGAAUCCGAACUACAGAGGCAUAAGUUAAGCGAGGGUCACACUGGACUCAGGAAAUACCCGUGCGACGUCUGCAAAAGAGAAUUUUCAUGCGCAAACGCCUUAAACUUACAUAAAAUGAUCCAUAGCGGAGAGAAACCUUUCCCCUGCGGAAUAUGCGAAAAGCGGUUCAGACAACAGAAUGAAUUGGACAAACAUGUUAUGAGAAUGCAUACUAAUGACCGGCCGUAUAAGUGUGAAGCGUGUGAAAAGCUAUUUAAAACUGUAGCUGAUUUACGUCUACAUAUAAAGUUUCACACUGGCGAGAAACCAUUUGCAUGCGAUAUAUGUCAAAAAAGAUUUUAUGCUUCCGACUCUAUGACUAAUCAUAGACGGCUCCACACUGGAGAGAAGCCAUACAAAUGUGAAACUUGUGGAAUGCAGUUCACGAAUAAAAGCGGUUUAACCACACACAUACGAACCCACACCGGUGAAAAACCAUACUCAUGCGAUGUAUGUGGAAGAAAGUUUUCACAAAGAAAUAUAUUAGUGACUCAUAGAAGAACUCAUACUGGUGAAAAAUUUUCAUGUGAUGUAUGUGAUAAACAGUUUACACGUACUUCUAAAUUGAAGGUACAUAAACAGAAACAUGUGAACGAAAACUAGAAUAUAUGUUCACUAUUAUUAUUCGUUUUUUUAGCAUUAGAUAUAAAGCCCGCUCCA